AAUAUGAAAAAGUCCGAUCAGUCACAAGCACAUUUAUCCCUAAUUGUUACGAGAAAAAAAUUCCUUUUAAUAAUACGGCAACCGUAAGCAAGCUUCCAUCAAAGAAACUGCCGUCUUUUCGUUAUAGAGGGUUGCUAGUGAGGCCACGCUGUAAUUUUUUGCUGGUGCUUCUUCAUAAAGAACUUUUUGUUUGCCUGAAAAGGGAAACUUAGAAUUUUUAUCAGUAGUACAUGUUCGCUCUCAUCACCAAGAGCUGAAUCCAUUGCUAAAAUGCGACCGAUGUAAUAAGAACUUGUUCAGCUAUCGAUAAAAUUUGCGAUAUUAAAAUUGCCUCGCUUCCAACCAAUCAGAAGCGAGUAUUUACCAUAACACGAGUAUUGAAAGGACGAUAAUUACGCUUAGCCUGUGGUAUAAUGUCUAUUUGGUCCAUGUAACCGGAUUGUUUGCUGGCCUUGUGAUAAAGUAUAAAUUUCACGCAUUCAUGACUGCCUUAACACAGAUCUCGCUUCCUCCUGCCAUUAAAGUGUUAAUUAACGGAAACUGCAAAAUUGAAAACUAAAAUAGGAGCAAAAGUAUGGGAACAAUUUAUAUUAUGUUUAAUUUAUUUUACAGUCCGCAGAAUUUAAAAGGGCCCGAGAAACUGUGUUUUGUCUUUCAUUGUGGCAAGUCACUGUUUCGGAGACAAAACAAUUAGUUCGAUCCCUCCCUCUUGUUUUCCUCUACAAAAAGACGUCAAAAAACACUGAGAGUAUUAACAUAAUUCUCGGCCAGUUUCGCACCUCGGGACACAUAAUUGCGUAGUUUUGGAGUUUGCCUCCAUUAUUUACGAGAUGUAGACUGGGAAAUGUUAACAGAAAUCGUGCUUUACUGUAAUCUCAUUUUAAUUGUCCCAAAAGAUCAUUGACAAGUACAAACUCUUCAGUGUUGUAGGAGGAACAACUGAUAAAAAUGUCAUAAAUAUAGUUAGCUGAAUUCGAAACAAUGCAAUUAAUGUUUUCUUUUCUUUCCGUAGAGUAAGGAGGCACUGUGAGAAAGAUUAAAAGAUUGGCCAAAGAAAUGGCAGCUUCUAAUUCUACAAAUACUACUCAAGAGGGUUCUGCUGCUGUUCUUCUUGCAUCAUGUGUGGAGAUUGCUUUAUGUCUGCUCGGAACUCUGGGCAAUUCUCUGACAAUCCUCGUGGUGUUCAAGAAAAAAUCACUCCAGGUGGUUUCAAACUUUCUUUUGGCUUCUCUCGCCUUUGCGGAUUUGUUGGUUAGCGCAAUCCUAGUUCCAAUGCGAGCAUCACAGCAUAUGGCCUUGUAUAACGGCGGUACAAGCAUACCAAAGGCCGCGGUUGAGGUCGCUGGUUUUGUCGGAAGAGUGAACAUCAUCGCAUCAAUUUCCAGCCUGGCUGCGAUGAGCAUUGACCGCUACGUGGCUCUGUCGCACCCGAUGUUUUAUCUGUCGUCAGUGAAGUUUGCAAAAGGGAAAGUUUCAAUAGCAAUCGCGCUAAUAUGGGCCGUGUCUAUAUUUGUGACCUGCGUACCAAAGUUUCCUGGUGUGAGUGACGUGGCUUUUCUAGCGUUCUUUGUCGCGUUUGUCCUGCUCGUAACGUCGGUCAUUGCGGUCGCAUACUAUAGAAUUUUCAAGAUUGUCCGCAAGUCGAUCUUAAAACAGCGUUCGAGCGGCAGGAUGGCAAACAAUGUCGUGCGCCUGUCGCGCUGUUCGACUUUAGAUUCCAGACGUCGUCCCUACGUGGAUGAAAGGCAGGACAAACAGGCUUCGGAGACUUAUGUUCAGAAAAGGGAACACAAAGCAGCCAACACUAUUGCGAUCGUGAUUGGAGCGUUCAUACUUUUGGUGUACCCUCGCAUUAUUCUCAUCUUGUACCAUUUCGCCGCACCAGAAACAGCAGUAAGCCAACACGCGCGCUUCUGGAUUCGGAUUUUAUUGUACAGCAACUCGGUGGUAAAUCCCGUUUUGUACGCGUGGAGACACAACGAAUUCAAACGAGAAUUCAAGAAGAUUUUGCGCAAGUGUUGGCGAUUUUGCUUGUGUCACAAAUGGGUGUAUUUGAAAAGGUACUCUUUUAACAAAACUUUCUCCACGACAACGCUCGGAUCACAAAACAUGGACGGGGACAGUCAACAAAAAAGCAGCCCCCGAAAAGAAAAUUGCUUGUAAAUAAUUGUACCUAGCUUAGUUAGCAAAUGUCGGAGAGUCCUUUUUUCGGCUGCCUACACUUGACUGUUUGUGGGCAUAUUUGUUAAGAAGGCAGUCGAGACUUCAGCGAUUACUGUACCUGGUGAUUGGGCCAUUCUCAAUUUGUCGGCUGUGUAAAUUUUAAAAUAAUUCUCAGGGCUAUGAAUUAUGCAACGCUGCCUUGGAAAAAUAGAUCGCCUUAUGGUAGGGUGUUGUUCUACUGAACGGCAAAAACAGUUUUAGGGGUAUUAGGUGGCUUCAAUUUUACCAAAUAAAAAGAAAUGGCAUUGGACAACA
Molecule: messenger RNA, 2478 nt
Organism: Orbicella faveolata
Lineage: Eukaryota; Metazoa; Cnidaria; Anthozoa; Scleractinia; Merulinidae
Product: alpha-1D adrenergic receptor-like
Biological process (GO): G protein-coupled receptor signaling pathway
Cellular component (GO): plasma membrane
Molecular function (GO): G protein-coupled receptor activity
Source: RefSeq, a predicted model, not a curated record